This is a messenger RNA of Prorocentrum cordatum, 2952 nucleotides long. The record is from the annotation of a GenBank genome assembly. NCBI's taxonomy places the organism in Eukaryota, Dinophyceae, Prorocentrales, Prorocentraceae.
AUGCACCCCGAGCUCGUGGAGGCGAUGCUGAGGCACCCUGCGGCCCUCUCCGUGAUGGCCCCCGACGGCGACGAGCGGCGGCUGCUGCGGCGCGCAGGCCGCCACGAGCCGCCGCCGCCCCCGCUGGGCACGGGCCGCGUGCCGCUGCCGCUGCUGGGCACGGGCCGCGUGCCGCUGCCGCUGGUGGACACGCGCCCUGUGGAGCCGCCGCUCGCGCCGCCGAGCGGCCGGAAGGGGCUGCGGGCCAUCGCCGCCACGCGGUCCGCGCUGCUCGCGCCCGUGAAGCCCACGGCGCCGCUGGCGCCGCAAGCGUACCCGCGGCUGCUGGCGCCGCCAGUGGUGGCGGGUGGUGCGGCUGCGGCGUCUGCGCUCGCGGCUGAAGGUGAGUGCGAGGAGUCUGUGCUCUUGCCCGCCCUCGGCACGGCCGCGCCGAGGCGUUCCUCGGCCGCCACCUCGCUGAGCUCCACAGCGGAGGCCGCCGUGGAGAGGCUCCGCGCACUCUUCGAGGCGGACCUGGAGGAGCUGAGGCAGAGGUGCGAGAGCUGCCGUGGACGACCCCACACGCACGUGGCGACGCGGGUGCUCGAGCUGCUGAGCAGGUGGGCGAGCAUGCUGCCCCGGCACCAGGCCAUGCUGGAGGCGGUGUUGCAGCACGCCAGGCCCUGCGUCUUCGCCCUGGGUCCCCAGCGGGAGUACUGCGGAGGCGGAGGGGCCAGUACACCGCGCUCCACGCACAGCUCAAGUGCCAAUGCCGCGACGACCCCCGCCCCAGAGCCCCAACCGCUCGAGGGCGCGGCGCUCGAGGUCCGCCAGCGCUCCACGUGCAGCUCGCGCGCCAGUGCGGUGCCAGCCCCCGCCCGAGAGCCCCAACCGCUCGAGGACAGCGCCCUCGAGGUCUUUCAGGAGCCAGACCUCAGCGGGGCAGCCGCGCAAGGCGCCUGGCUACAACACCUGGACGUGGUCACGGUGCUGUCAAGACAACCGCGGAGCCUCGAGCAGACUUCCCUGCGCCGCUCGGGCAUAUGCGCCGAUGGCGUCGAGGCCCCGCUCGCGGCGGCGAAGGCGGCGCCAGCGCAGGUGGCGCCCGCGACGCCCGCGCCCGCGCACUUCACCGUGUGGCGCCAGCUGCGCUGGCACUUGGCAUCGCUGCGGGGUGACGCGCAGUCGUGCCAGAGCAUCGUCGACAGCAGCAAGCGGCACGGCAGCGCGGCGGCCACCGUGAUGAACAUCAUGCACGAGCAGAGGCUCUCGCUCGUGGGCGGGAAGGCGUUCGCCAUUUGGAGGUUGCUGGCCGCGGCCAGGACGACGAUGCACCGGCAGGCUCUCAGUGUUCGGGUACUGCCAGACGGCCAGAGUCCGCUCCGAAAAGCGUUCCUUGCGCUGCGGAUCGGGUCAGGGCAAGAGAAGCUGGACCGGCUGGACAGGAUGUGCAGGGAGCAGCACGAGCAAGCCGCGGGCCAGUUCGGGCACAAAAGGCGGUACGAGCGCGUCCACGAGGACCUCUCCGAGCACCUCCAGAGGUCCGAGGUCGCCGCAGCCUUCCAGGAGCGGUGCCUUCGGGACCAGUGCGCCCUGCGAGCCUCUCUUGCCGACAGGGUUGAGAGGGCGCAGCCGGACAGGCAUCGGCGCGCACUUGCCCAGGUGCUGCCUCGCUUCUUCCAGUCGCUGGUCCAGGUGGCCAGCGUCCACCGGGUGGCAUCUCUGGCCGCGCUCCGCACCCGCGAGCUGAUCGCGCUGGACGUGCACAGGGGCGAGACGCUGAAGGCGGUCGUCUCCCAGCCGUUCGAGAGGGUCCUGCUCCGGUGGGUGAAUCAGCUCCUCGACGAGGCGAAGUUCGCGGCCUCCGGGAUGCUCGAGAACUUCCUGUCGGACGGCAACACCAUGAGCCUGUGGUCGACGAGGGACGCGCCGCUGUUCAAGGAGAGGUGCCGGCUCGUCCGCGGCAUGCACACGCCGGUCAACAACUUCGGCAAGGACCUCUGCGGAGGCGUCGAGCUCGUCGCGGUGGCCGCCAUGAUGAUCGCCUACCGGCUCGGGCGCAGGUUCCUGGACCCCGUGCACCUGUGGCCGCUGGACCGGCGGGCCCCGGAGCUCCGGGCCGAGGGGGCCUACGCGCUGCUGCAGGGCCUGGCGCCCCACCGGGCCGCGCGGUGCCUGCUGCGGCCCCAGGACAUUGCGCAGGGGAGCGCGGGCGUCCUGAGGCAGUUCCUGGCGGUGGCGUUCCUGAACGACCCGCCGGGCCCGGCGAAGCUGCCUGGGCGGCUGGAGGACGAGGACGGCGAGGAGCUGGAGUCCGAGCCGGACGAAGAGCAGGCGGCCGGGGCAGAGGAGGCCAGCGAGGGCACGUCUCUGGACAGCGGGCCCGAGGACGAGGAGGAGGAGCUGGUGGGCCCGGGCAUGCUGAGCAUCGCGCAGCGGGAGGCCACGGAGGAGGGCGUGCAGGCCGCAGGCGCCGCCCACCAGGGCGACGAGGACGCGGCGACCACGCUGGCGAAGUCCCUGGAGCAGGCCGCCCGCGGGCUCGCGUACGAGCGCGUCGUGGACCUCUCGCCGCUCCUCGCCAGCGGCGAGACGGCCGAGGGGCUCCGCGAUGUGCCUCCCGAGGAGGUGCUGCUCCGCUGGCUCAACCACCAGGUGGGCCAAGGCGACCCCGCGCUCCCAGAGGCGGGGAACCUGGGGGAGGACCUCAGCGACGGGCGAUUGCUACUGGCGCUGCUGAGGAGGGUCGCGCCCGACGUGGCCCAGGGCGCCGACGCGGGGGAGGAGGAGCCGGACGGCGCCGCGGCCGUGGCGGGCCUCGCCGCGCGCUGCGGCGACGGCUGCCAGCUCCCGCAGGAGGCGCUGCGCUCGGGCCAGGAAGACCAGAUCACGGCGUUCGUCGCCAGCGUCUUCAGGGUGCGCCCCAACCUUAGCCCGGAGCCGACCUCGGCGCUCGCGCUGCACAUCAAGUAG